AUGCCCAGAUGGCCAGGGAACGGCCACAGUUUCCCUUUUGGUUCUUCCCCGGCGGUCAGAAAUGGCGUCUCCCUGUCGCCCUCCCCGGUCGCUGUCGGGGUCGCGCUGCAGAACAUGUGCCUAUUCACAUCGUCCCCUUCUGCGACGACGCACACCAUUUUUUUCGUGAUACUUUGUACUGGGUCUAGGUGGGUGCGUCGUGUUGGUUGCACCAUGGAGGUGGGGCGAUCGGGAAACGGCGGCGGCAAGGCGGUCACCUUCGACGACGCGGUGGCCGGGAGGCGCCGGAACGGCUCUCUCUCGUCGUCGUACCUUGACACCGGCAACAAGGAUGCCGAGACCGGCCGUGCCGCGCGGCCAUUGCCGGCGCACGGCAUGGGGAGCCGGCGCCGCACGUACGCUGACGGCGAGCUCGACGUGUUCGCCGCCGAGCGCUACUUCAAGGGCGCAAUGGACGGCGACGGUGGUGACCGCAAGGAGGCCGUCGCCACUGCGGUGGUGGAGGUGCCGCCCGUGCAGACGGCCGCUUCGAGGCCGGCCGAGGCCGUGGUGAUGGCUAGGCCGUCCUCGACGCGCGCGUCGACGGUGAGCGUGACCGCGAGCUCGGCGUCCAGCGCCAACAGCCAGACCGCGCUCUUCCGUGGCGGACACCGGCGGGGCGGCUCCCGCGACAAGAAGUGCUGCGUCCAGGUCGGCGUGCUCAUGCGCACGUGCUCCGGGAAGCGGUCGGUGCGCGUCGACGCCGGCGCGACCAAGGAAGUCCACGACACGGGCGAGCUGGCGGCGAGCAGGAUCGACUGGUACAGAGAGUUGAGGAUGCAGAAGGCCGCCAUUGGGCUCGCUGGGGACGAUGGCAUCAACCACGGCGUGGUGGCCGCGGGUCUCCCGCCGAGUUUGACUCUUGGCACGGCGAAAGUGGCAGCCAUCGGGAGAGAGAUGACACGGGAGGAGAAGGCGGCUGAGCUCACCUGCUCAAGCUCUAUGAGGAGGAGCUUCGCUCUCGUGGCUCCGGUCCGAGGCAACGUACCGGCGACCGGCCGCGUCGGCGACGCUGGCGGAGCAGCAGGCAGAGGUGGCAACGACGUCGACGGCGACGACGAUGAUGGCGCCGGGAGCGAGUCGAGCUCGGACCUGUUCGAGAUCAAGAGCCUGAUGAUCGAGGACUGCCCCUACGAACCGAGCGAGGCGAGCAUCCAGUGGAGCGUGGUGACCGCGAGCGCCGCGGACGCGUCGGAGCAGGGCGGCGACCGCCCCUCUGGCAGAUGGGCCAGCGGCGGCGGCGGCAGGGGUCCUGUCGCCGGGAGGCAGCACCGGGAGCACCGGCCGGUCGGGCUGCUCGCGGGGUGCGCCAGCCACAGGGCCGUCGACGUGUCGACGGCGACAAAGGCCGCGCCGAACGCGGCGGCGAUGCAGCAGCGCAUUGGUGCGUUUCAGAAGGGACGGACUGGAGCCUGACGAUCCUUUGUUUUGCCUCCCGCUUCUGUGUGGAUUCAAGUCACUGUAACCAUCUUGGACGGUAUCUAAGGGAGAAUGUUUUUUUUCUUUUACUUAACUUGAUACUACCGUGUACUUAGUAUCAAUGUUUUGAAUUCGUGUGAGCUAAAAUGUGCAGGUAGGAUAAAAAGGGUUUACCAUGUAGCGUCAAUGCUUGAUUAGACAGUUGUAAUGUCUCAGGUGUGCUUGGCACAUGCAACUACUACCGGUUCACAGAACAUGCAUGCAGGAAUGCUGGAAUGUUGUUGACAAA
This is a messenger RNA of Panicum hallii, 1747 nucleotides long. RefSeq lists its product as uncharacterized. The transcript is spliced from 2 exons. The record is from RefSeq and is a predicted model, not a curated record. Bases 1 to 1455 code for a protein of 484 amino acids. Lineage: Eukaryota; Viridiplantae; Streptophyta; Magnoliopsida; Poales; Poaceae. Gene Ontology annotation, biological process: phototropism.